AUGGUUGAAGGAGCAGCUUCUGCCAUAGGCUGCGCAGCCGCUCUUGCUCUAGCCAGGGUUGCGUGGAGCUUCUUCCAGUCGAAGACAUCCGUCAGCUCCUACGGCCGAGACAUGACCGCCGAUGUGGCCCGCGAUCUGGUCGUCGGCCGCGACGAUGAGAUGGACAGCAUCAUCGACAUCCUUUGCCACAGGACCAAGAACAACGCGGCGCUCGUCGGCGAGGCCGGGGUUGGCAAGACCGCCAUAGUCGAGGGCCUAGCGCAGCGCAUUGCCGCCGGUGACGUCCCACCGGCGCUCGCCGGCGCGCGUCUCGUGGAGGUCGACCUCGGUGCCAUGACGGCCGGGACCGUGCUGCGGGGCAUGUUCGAGGAGCGCAUCAAGAGCGUUAUCGCCCAGGCGGAAGCCUCGGACGGCAACACCAUCCUCUUCUUCGACGAGAUGCACAUGCUCUGCGGCGCCGGCGAGGGCAUCACCAAGUGCACCAGCGCUGCCAACCUUAUCAAGCCGGCGCUGGCCCGCGGCCGCAUCCGUUGUAUCGGCGCCACCACUUUCGACGAGUACCGCACAUACAUCGAGAAGGACCCCGCUCUCGAGCGCCGGUUCCAGAAAGUGCACGUCAACGAACCCACCACGGAGGCCACCAUUGACAUCCUAAGGGGUCUCAAGCAGCGCUACCAGGACCACCAUGGCGUGGACAUCCAAGAUGCCGCUCUUGUUGCUGCCGCACGUCUCGCUGCCCGCUAUAUCACAGGUCGUCAAUUUCCAGACAAAGCAAUUGAUCUCCUUGAUGCCGCGUGCACCACCGCAGCCAGAAAGAAAAUGCAGAAUGACAAACAAGAAAUGGACAACGCCCAAAACUGCUCUGCAAAUACAAUGAAGGGGCCUAUUGUUGGUCCCGAUCAUGUUGCACACGUUGUAAGCCGAUGGACUGGAAUUCCUAUCACCACACUUGAUCAAAAGGAGAAAGAUAAGCUAAUACACUUAGCGGACAGAUUGCAUGAACGAGUUAUUGGCCAAGAUGAGGCGGUCAACUUGGUUGCACAGACGGUGCUACGCUCUAGAACCGGUCUUGAUCACCCUGGCCAACCCAUAGGCUCAUUCCUCUUUUUAGGCUCCACUGGUGUUGGAAAGACCGAGCUUGCAAAAGCCCUUGCUGAGCAACUAUUUGAUAGUGAGAAGAUGUUGCUUCGGUUCGACAUGUCUGAAUAUGUCCACAAGGGAUGCGCCUUGCGCCUUGUUGGAGCACCUCCAAGCUAUAUUGGGUAUGACGAUGACGGACAACUAACCGAGAAAGUCAGGAGGCGUCCAUACAGUGUCAUCCUUUUCGAUGAAGUAGAGAAGGCGGAUCCAUUGGUGUCGAAUAUUUUUCUUCAACUCCUUGAGGAUGGUGUGUUGACUGAUGGCAAAGGUCGGACUGUUGAUUUCAAAAAUACUAUCAUCAUUAUGACAUCAAAUGUAGGAUCUGAAAUCCUAGCAGCAAGCAUGGAUGGGACAAAUACAAACAAUUCACGAGACCUUCUCAUGAAAGAGGUCCAGAAACACUUCAGACCCGAGCUUCUCAACAGACUGAGUGAGAUAGUAAUAUUUGAUCCACUUUCACGUGACCAACUGAGAGAGGUUGUGAGAAUACAAAUGAAGAACAUUGUUGCCGUAUUAGCUGGCAAGGGCAUUUCUUUAUCUGCAAGUGAGGACGUGUUGGACGUCAUCUUAUUGGAGUCGUACAACCCUAUGUACGGUGCAAGACCCAUAAGGAGGUGGGUCCAGAAAAAUGUAAUGACAAUUCUCUCCAAUAUGAUUGUCAAGGGAGAAAUAUGUGAAGGCUCGGUGGUUUACAUUGAUGCUAUGGACGACAAGAAAGGAUUAACGUACGAACUUGCAAAGAAGAUGGCAGAUCCGUACAGUCCAGCAAUGGAAGAUACAUUUCUUUGA
Molecule: messenger RNA, 1929 nt
Organism: Lolium rigidum
Lineage: Eukaryota; Viridiplantae; Streptophyta; Magnoliopsida; Poales; Poaceae
Product: chaperone protein ClpB1-like
Exons: 6
Coding region: 1-1929 (642 amino acids)
Biological process (GO): cellular response to heat
Cellular component (GO): cytoplasm
Molecular function (GO): ATP hydrolysis activity; ATP binding
Source: RefSeq, a predicted model, not a curated record